AUGCCAGUAUCAGACAAACCACUGCAAGAUCUUGCUAAUAUCCCCAGUGAUCGCAUCUUGCAGGUGAAGAUCAGUGCUGAAGAACGCCGUAGUGCAGAACAUCACUGCGAAGAGAUUAUUGCAUUGGGCUCAGUAGAGAGAGAGAAUCCAGAGACUGUUGUCCUGACCGUGCCAGAGACUGCUCCAUCAGUGACCACCACACAACCCGCUCCAUUGGCUGACAGUCCCAGGCGUUCUCUUCGGGUGCGCACUUGUAAAAAGAUUCCUAUUAGCAACCUACCAGACUCUGGUGAGCCACAGAGGAUGACAACACAACAGUCAUUGACAUCAAAUGGUGGUGGCUCUAGACAGUUGUGUAAUCUUAAGGUCUCUGACAGGAGGAAGAGUUAUAAGCGAGCAGUAGAUGAACUGUCUGAUGAUGACCUGCCAGAUGAUGAGCAAAUACUCUCUCCUCCACGGAAGAAGAGUCUCUCUCCACCUUGUCCUCCCUCCAAGGUUGUAAAGCCACUUCCUCCUCACAUGAAAACGUUCCUGCAUACGGUGCAGAAAAAUCAACUGUUAAUGAUGACUCCAGGAUCUAUCAGCAAAACUCUAAUGGUGAAAUCUUUUAUAAAGCGCAAUACGCCUCUGAAAGCAGACCCCAAGGUAUGUGAAAAGGAGCGUCAGCGCUUAGAAACCUUGCGCAAAAAAGAGGAAGCUGAACUUCAGCGAAAGCAAAAAAUCGAAGAGAGCAAGAAACGCAAGCAGGAGGAACUAAAACUGAGAAGGGAAGAACGUUUGCGCAAGGUUUUGCAGGCACGUGAGAGAGUGGAACAAUUAGAAGAGGAGAAAAAGAAGAAAAUAGAACAGAAAUUCGCACACAUAGAUGAGAAAAGUGAAAAAGUUCGGGAAGACCGUAUGGCUGAAGAAAAAGCCAAAAAGAAAAUCACAGCAAAAAAACAGGAGGAAAUAGAAAGCAGAAGGCGACAGGAAGAGGAAGCACGCAAACUUAAAGCAAAACAGCUGGAGGAUGAAGAGCGCCGGCACCAGGAGCUCCUCCAGAAGAAGCGGGAGGAGGAGGAGCAAGAAAGGCAAAGGAAGCUUGCAGAUGCAAAGAAAUUGGCUGAACGAGAACUGCAGGCUGCGGCUGAGAGAGAGCAAGAGCGUCUUCGAGCAGAACGAGAACGGGAACGAAUAGAGCGUGAAAAAGCACUUCAGCUGCAGAAAGAACUAGAAAGGGCGGCACAGCAGAAAGAGCAGCAGCGCAAAGAGGCUGAAGAACGCAAGAAGAGAGAGCAGCAGGAAAAGCUAGAACAGGAGAGGUUACGUAGAGAACUGGAGGCAAAGAGGCUCCAAGAACUAGAGGCUCAGAGGCUGCGUGAGGAGCAGGAGAGAAUCGCUAAGGAGAAAUCAGCCGCCAAUGCUCCAGUGCUAAACGUCACUGUAGAUAUGCAGAACUCUCCAUCCUGUGAAUCCUAUGAGAUGACUCCUAAAGGAUACAAACCCCACCCACCCAAAUUAAAUCCAGAUGAUUAUGGCAUGGACUUAAACAGUGAUGACUCCACAGAUGAUGAGAGCAAGCCUCGUAAGCCCAUCCCAGCUUGGGCGUCUGGAAGUGAGCUUGCCCAGACAAUGCAACAACAGUACUACCGCCCCAUAGAUGUCGACAAAAUAUUUGGCACAAUUGACAGCCCAAAACUGGAGGACUUGUUUUAUAAGAGAAAGCCCCGCUACUACAAGCGCACUAGUUCUGCUGUAUGGCACUCGCCACCACUAAACAGUAACAGGCCGCAUCUUGCUGUGGGCUACAGCCUGAAGAAAUUCUAA
Molecule: messenger RNA, 1806 nt
Organism: Staurois parvus
Lineage: Eukaryota; Metazoa; Chordata; Amphibia; Anura; Ranidae
Source: the annotation of a GenBank genome assembly